Messenger RNA from Alternaria postmessia, 348 nucleotides. RefSeq lists its product as uncharacterized. Gene Ontology annotation, molecular function: RNA binding. Bases 1 to 348 code for a protein of 115 amino acids. The record is from RefSeq and is a predicted model, not a curated record. The transcript is spliced from 5 exons. Lineage: Eukaryota; Fungi; Ascomycota; Dothideomycetes; Pleosporales; Pleosporaceae.
AUGAGUCGAGGAGGAAAAUUGGCACCGGAAGUCAACCGAGCUCUCUUCGUAAAGAAUCUGAGCUUCAACGUCACCCCAGAGGAACUCUUCGACCUCUUUGGCAAGUUCGGCCCCGUGCGCCAGAUCCGCCAAGGAAUCGCCAACAACACCAAGGGCACAGCCUUCGUCGUCUAUGAAGAUGUAAUGGACGCAAAGUCGGCUUGCGACAAGCUGAACGGCUUCAACUUCCAGAACAGAUACCUCGUCGUAUUAUAUCACCAGCCAGAUAAGAUGCUCAAGGCCGCAAAUGAUCUCGCCGAGCGCCAAGAGAACUUAGAAAAGCUCAAAAAACAACACGGUAUUGAUUAG